AUGGGUGGUGUCUGUUCGUGUCGAGGUCGUGGUAGCCAGGUGAAUGCUGGCUCGAUCCUUGAUCGUGUGAUCAGUCAAGCGAGCGACGAAGAUCAAUGUCUGUUGUAUCGUCUGGCCAAUUACAAGAAGGGUGGCGAGCUGAUCGAGUCGUACAAUCAAGGGGGCCAGGCGGAUGUGGAAAAAUUGAUCAGGGAACAGUUCGGUGUCCUGAUGUACGCAGAUGGGAAAGGUCAGGUGAUCAAUCGGGCGGAGUAUCUACGAUGGAAAUUCCGAGACCUCGAGCAGGUUGUGCUACCGAUUGAGGCUUCUUUGUCACGGUUCGAUCCUUUGGCUCAGUGGAACGAUCACGAGGCGUGUUGGCAGAUGCAAUAUAGAGGAUCGCUCGGAGAGACUCUGCUACAUGUUCUGAUUAUAUGCGACACAAGGACGCACACGCGAGUGGCCCGUAUUCUGCUCAAGUGCUUCCCGCGGCUGGCUAUCGACGUUGUCGAGGGCGAAGAGUAUCUUGGCGCUAGCGCCCUGCAUCUCGCGAUCGCGUACAACAAUAAUGAACUAGUUCAGGAUCUCGUUGAGGCGGGCGCGAUCAUUUCUCAGCGGGCGAUAGGCAGCUUUUUCCUGCCUAGAGAUCAACAACGAAUGAAUCCGGCUAAGAAUACGGAUUACGAGGGAUUAGCCUACCUGGGAGAGUAUCCUCUCGCUUGGGCUGCUUGCUGUGCAAACGAGAGCGUUUACAACUUAUUACUCGAUUCUGGCGCUGAUCCCGACGAGCAAGACUCUUUUGGAAACAUGAUACUGCAUAUGGUAGUCGUUUGUGACAAACUGGACAUGUUCGGGUAUGCUCUCCGUCAUCCGAAGCUUCCUGCUCGCAAUGGGAUCGUGAAUGCCGCUGGACUGACCCCAUUGACGCUCGCCUGCCAGCUGGGUCGCGCAGAGGUCUUUCGGGAGAUGUUGGAACUGUCUGCACGAGAAUUCUGGCGCUACAGUAAUAUCACCUGCUCGGCGUACCCCCUGAAUGCACUCGACACGCUGUUACCUGACGGCAGAACAAACUGGAACUCCGCGCUAUUUAUCAUUCUGAACGGUACGAAGGAGGAGCACUUGGACAUGCUGGACGGUGGUAUUAUUCAGCGAUUACUCGAGGAAAAAUGGAAGACCUUUGCGCGGUUGCAGUUCCUGAAACGAUUGAUCAUCCUGGUGUUCCACUUGACAUCACUCUCGCUGGCCGUUUACCUAAGACCGUCGAACAUGGAUUCUACGCUCUUGACAUGGCCGGAGGAAAUCACGGAAGUCGCACGCGUGAUCGCUGAGUGCAUCACAGUGUUAGGCGUGCUGAGCUACAUUCUGGUGCAACUAGGCGGCGAAGUCAUCAACAUCGGUCUUCUGUCAUUUAUGAAACAGUUGAGUCACGAGCCCGCCAAGCUCAUAUUCUUGAUCAGCAAUCUGCUCAUACUCGCGUGCAUUCCGUGUCGUCUUGCUGGUAAUAGGCAUGCAGAAGACGCGAUACUUGUGGUUGCUGUUCCCGGUUCUUGGUUCCUCCUCAUGUUCUUUGCUGGCGCUGUCCGGCUGACCGGUCCAUUCGUUACAAUGAUCUACAGUAUGAUAACCGGCGACAUGUUGACCUUCGGGAUAAUCUACAUGGUGGUGCUGUUCGGCUUCUGCCAGUCGUUCUACUUCUUGUAUAAAGGCUUCCCGGGAGUGAAGUCAUCCCUCUACAGUUCCUAUCACUCGACCUGGAUGGCACUGUUUCAGAUAACCCUCGGCGAUUAUAACUAUACGGACCUCGGCUACACGACCUACCCUAAUUUAUCGAAGAUGGUGUUCGCCAUAUUCAUGGUUUUGGUACCCAUACUGCUGUUGAACAUGCUGAUCGCGAUGAUGGGCAACACUUACGCGCACGUGAUCGAACAGAGCGAAAAGGAAUGGGUGAAGCAAUGGGCAAAAAUCGUAGUGUCACUGGAGCGUGCAGUCUCGCAGAAGGAUGCGCAGAAUUAUUUGCAAGAAUACAGUAUUAAAUUGGGACCUGGAGAUGACAACAAUCCUGCUUCAGAGCAGCGUGGUGUUCUGGUUAUUAAAAGUAAAUCAAAAACCAAAGCAAAGCAACGCAAAGGUGCGGUGGCUAAUUGGAAGCGUGUAGGCAAAGUGACGAUAAAUGAAUUGAAAAAGCGUGGCAUCACAGGGGAGGAGUUGCGUCGAAUUAUGUGGGGCCGUGCGUCUUUUUCUACCCCUGUCAGAAUAAGCCCAAACGUGGUCGAGGCUCAAGUUUCAGUGGUGACCGCUGGUUUUGGGGACGCACUGACCGCAGCAUUGGACGUGAUGGCGUUCGCCCACGAUUUCGACUUGUCUACUGCUACGGAAGGAAUUCCGACCAACAUCGACACGAAGCACUCGAAAUCGAAGACUGUCACCACGGACCAAGCGAAAUCGACAACGAAUAAUCAGGAGAAAAUGUCGACGAACGUUCAACCACAAGGGAAACCGUCUACCGAAACUGCGGAUAAUCCAGCGAACGAUCGUACUGAUAUUACCAAAAUAUCCAGCGAGCCUCUAGCCGUCCACGAGAUGAAUUUGAAGAACGCGAGUCAUUCGAGUAUGGCCGAGGAUUUUCAGGAUCCGCUUUUGGAACUUGUGAUUGCCUCCGAAAAUACAAACGAUCCUGAAACGCUGCUGGAGAUAGCGAGACGCGCCGCGGCAAGUUCCGAUGCGGGGACCAGUUCGAAAAUAAAUCUGCAAAUCUUGGAACAGUUCACGAUGACUAAGAUUCCUAUGGAAGAAAAAGUCACCGACACGAAGAAGCAAUAUUUCAUCGAAUCGAGCGACAAUGAUUUUGGCGGCGACAACCUGCUCGGAACCGAGGCCCGUCUACGUAGAAUAAGAUCAGCGAACAACAGAUUUAUCACGACACGGAGACGGUCACGGCAUGCCGACGACGACCUGUCAUCCACGUCUUCCACAUCCAUAGAUAGAAAUCCUCAAUACCAGCCAUUGCUCAACGGCCCUGAGAGCUCGUCGAACCGUCAAAUUGAAAGUCGAGAGAGCUCUGUCGAGGCAAUUAAGCCGCAAGUAAAGCAGAACGAGUCAUACGAUUCAGUAAAGGCCAAGGCUCAGAAGCGUCGACCGAAAACAGCGAAAAAUAGGGUAUCGCCCAAGGAAAUGGAGGAGACUGCCCUGAGGAGAAGAGAAUCGAUCGAGCGGAAUAAGGCGGUUUCACCAGCGACAUCGCCUACGGAUCCGCUCGAACCGUGGAGUACACGCGGCAUUAAGGACAUGAACACGAUAUUGGCUUGGGAGGAGAACGCGCCGGACAGUCCUUAACGAAACUUUACGAUAUUAUGCGCCGUGUACCUCCGGUUGGCCCUCCGACCAACAAAAUGGCGCCCUGUUUUUAACCCCCUUGUCUCUGGCACAAAACUACGACGCGUCAACAGGAAGUUGGGUCGGUCGAAACUCAACCAGAGCUUGCAGAUUCGAGGAUUCUUUGCGAUGGAGCGGAAGGAUUCUUGAAGGACGAAGGAAUAUCGAGAGGACGAAAAUAAAAAUGUAAGUGUUUGUAAAGAUAUGUAAGUGUUGCGGACAGAAAGAAAGUGAAAUUUAGACAAAUCGCUGUGCAAAAUUUUUUAAUUUGAAACGUGUCUUUCCGGAAAUUAGAGAUGAGUGUCAUUCUUCAUGGAUUUUGAAAGUGGAUUGUUGACAAAAGUCCAACAACAAAAAUGCAAUUCAACUCGGAUGCCGUUAAACAUAUUAUACAAAAGUUAGUUAAAAAAAUGUAAGCUUCGCACAUGCACAUGAUUAUCUGAGCUUUUAAGGAUAUCUUUUAAACGAAAGCUAGUCAUUUUUUCGUUUAUCACGAGUGUUUGAGUUG
Messenger RNA from Frieseomelitta varia, 3859 nucleotides. RefSeq names its product transient receptor potential cation channel subfamily V member 4 (gene iav). The transcript has 13 exons. The coding region runs from base 1 to 3312 and encodes 1103 amino acids. Gene Ontology annotation, molecular function: protein binding; calcium channel activity. NCBI's taxonomy places the organism in Eukaryota, Metazoa, Arthropoda, Insecta, Hymenoptera, Apidae. The record is from RefSeq and is a predicted model, not a curated record. Gene Ontology annotation, cellular component: membrane. Gene Ontology annotation, biological process: calcium ion import across plasma membrane.